This is a messenger RNA of Penicillium canariense, 333 nucleotides long. RefSeq lists its product as uncharacterized. NCBI's taxonomy places the organism in Eukaryota, Fungi, Ascomycota, Eurotiomycetes, Eurotiales, Aspergillaceae. The transcript has a single exon. The record is from RefSeq and is a predicted model, not a curated record. Bases 1 to 333 code for a protein of 110 amino acids.
AUGUCUUCAUCCGAAGGUCUCGUCCCUAUCAUCAUCAACCUGGCAGGCCAAACCAGGAUCAAUGAGGUCGUGCUCGCCGAUGAAAACGCCGAAUCAUUCGAGACUCUCGCAACUAGCUUCUACCAGAGCUUGCGCCCCAAUAUUCCCGAGUUCUAUCUGGAACAGGGAGAACGAACCAUCACGAAGAUGUGGGUGGAAUGGAACCCAGCUGGUGGCAAUUUCCUGCCCACGGAGACGGAGAUUGUGGAUGGAAAUCUCCGUGCGGUCCUUCGAUUGAUUGCUGUGCGACGAGGUGUGGAUAUGAUCCGUGUUUGGCUGAAUGAGAUCGAUUAG